This is a messenger RNA of Thermothielavioides terrestris NRRL 8126, 1210 nucleotides long. RefSeq lists its product as uncharacterized. Lineage: Eukaryota; Fungi; Ascomycota; Sordariomycetes; Sordariales; Chaetomiaceae. The transcript is spliced from 3 exons. The record is from RefSeq and is a predicted model, not a curated record. Bases 370 to 900 code for a protein of 176 amino acids.
GCGGAUUGAACUGUGUAACAGGGUUGCCCCAGUGCCGAACCCCCCAUAUUGCGUGUACUUGGCAACGGCGAAGAAGGCGCCAUCGGGGCCAGCCGUCCAUGAUCAGCACGAUUUCCAGUUAACACCAAAGCGCUUGCCACAUCUUGCAGGCCGUUUCUUGUCUUGGCAUCUCUUCCAUUUCACUUCGCUUCCCAACGACUAAGUACUCUACCAGCUCAUCUUCGCUCGCUUCCCGCCCUGCACAUUCCGACCGUGUCUUUGUGUGCUUCGGUCUCCGAACACGGCCGGUAUCAUUGUGCCACUUCCGUCCUAUUCAUCCCUCUCGUCUGCAUCAAACCCGAAGGAUCCGGUGCCGCUUCGUCUACGACCAUGCCCCCCGCGGUCGCGCGACUCUUCUCUCGGCAGUUCGAGAACUGCACAUUCACCGAGGAUGGCUUCAUCGAUGAGAGCAGUUGCUAUGUGCCAUUUUGGGCUACAAGAACAGGCACGAUCGUCAAGUGGUCGCUCUUCCUCGGCAUAAUAGCGGUGGUUGGCCUGUACCUCCUGGUGGGCUACAUACACGCGCAGAGGAGGGUGCGGAAGGGCUUGCCACCCCUUGCAUAUCACCGAUUCCUUGUCUCCCGGGCAACUCUCGCCCAGGUCGAUCCUCGAUACCGGUAUCCGCAAUCAGUAACCGUUCACCCGUACGCUCCAGAGAGCCAGUAUUACGACAUGCACGCCGUGCCCCCGCCGGUCUACGAUCCGAAUGCGCCACGCCCGCCCAAGUACGAGCCGCCGGCCGGGGCUACCAAGAUCGAGUCGAGCCAGCAGCAGAGUCCCGAACAGAGCCAGCAGCAGCCUGAGGGACCCGUCGAAUAUGCGCCGCCUGCGGGACCGCCUCCUAGCGCCUCCCGGCCCUAGGGGACGGGAAGCACGAACCAUUUGUGCGACUGAACGGAGGACAUUUCAUUCCCGUAAUCGACGAUUCCGCCGAACAAGGGGUCGUGAACGCCCCUAACCUUAGCGCGCGCCGCACGCCGGCGACGAGGCUGGCUGAGGAGGGUUGUCUGGGAGUUCCCUUUUUGGCGUUUGAUGAACGGCUGCAGGACACCGGGGGGCUGGAGUUGGGCGGGUCACAUGCACUCCUGCUUUGCUUUGCCAACACAACCGAACCUAGACCGAGAUGACGUUUCGCACUCCUAGAAGGAAUAACAAUAUCCAUUGAAUGUCU